AAAUAAAUCUUUCAAGGGAAACUAAGGAAUUUCUGGAAUUUUCUUCCUGAAGGUUUUGUAAAUUUUCAAAAAUUUUGGAAUUUUUUCUUUUUUUUUUGCUGAAUUUUUAGAUUUUUUUUUUUUUUCAGACAAGGAAACAAUAUUUUUUUGUUGCCCAUAAAUGAGGACAGCAGGAGGGUUAAAAUCACUGCUUGGCCUGGCUUUCCUGGAGAAAGAAGGGGAAUACAAAGUCUGAUCUUGUUGUGACGCACUGAUGACUCCUCAUGAACUACACUGGCACUGCCUUCUUCUGUGUAGUUUCUAUAGCAAGUAAACAGUCUGUGUUUUUCUUUUUAUUGCAAAGGAGUGUCUUUUCUUAAUAAUCAGUGAUAAACCCACUAACAGCACAGAGCAGAUAAUGACAGUUCUUUGUCCGUAUGGUAGUUGAUUACCCCGCCCUCAUAAAGGCCAUGAAUGCACCACACCCUCUCUUAGCAGAAGAUGAACUGUGACCUUUAGAGUUUUUUGUUGUUUUUUUUUGGAUAAAUUUCACUCCUUGCUCAGCAAUUCGGGGCACUUAGACAAAGUUAGCAACAAGCUGGUGUAGACAGUAGAGCAUUCAGCUGUUUAAAAGCCAAAAAUUUCCCUUAAAGGUGGGAAAGGAGUGUGAAUAUUAGGGUCAGGUUUUUUUACAGACAUAAAAUGGCUCAGUUUUAAUGGUUAUGUUGCUCCAUAUCUGAUGGUUAUAUAAACAAAUGCUACUUCUUUAAGGUUGGGAACGUUAGAUUGCUCUCAUGAGGCCAAAAAAAGCCACUUGUAACAGAUUUGAGGAUUUUUUUUUUUUAAUCUGUCAUUGUUGCUGGGUUAUCUGUUAGAUACGGGCAGUUUCAUGACGCAGCUGUUUUAAACAUUCCAUAUGGUGAAAACACAUUUUUAUGGUCUUUAGUGGUUGUUAUAAACUCAGAGGUGUGACAUAAAAGCUGGGAAGAUAUGAAGGAGGUUACUUCUGCCCUUCCUCAAGCCCGACUAGUCAUCCUCACAGGUUUAUGAGUUAGCAGGAAUUUGACCCAGGUGCUAUGUAACACCUGACUGACCAGUAGUUGUUCAUGUGAAUGUGUUUAUCCUGAACAACCCGUUUAGAACAGCCUCGAAACCAGAGUUUGUACAGUCAUGGUGAAAUUAACCAUAUUUAUAGCUAAAAAAAAAAAUCUACAUGUCAGACUUUGACUAAUUUGCAAAAAAGGUGCACAAGAUACACUACCAGUCAAAAGUUUAGCCACACCUUCUCAUUCAAUGCUUUCUAUUUAUUGGUAUUAUUUUCUACAUUGUAGAUUAAUACUGAAGUUUAACACUUUUUUUGUUUACAACAUAAUUCCAUAUGUAUUCUUUGGGUGGUUAUGGUUUUGAUGUCUUCAGUAUUAAUCUACAAUGUAUAAAAUUACUAAAUAAAAACCACUGAAUGAGAAGGUAUACCCAAACUUUUGACGGGUAUGGAGUAGUGAGAGUGCCAAAUGACAGAAAUAGGUCUGCGAAAGAAUAAUAAAGUAAAAGUGAAAAUAUAAACAUGAAUAAAUAAACAAUCCAUUUCGCAUUAAAAGCAAAGGAAAAGCACAUUUCUUCUUCUUACUUUUUUAUUAGUAUUUUAUUUUUGUCUUUAUAUUUAUACGUUUAUCAGCUUUUUCUUUUACGGAUUCAUUGUUUGAUUAACAUUGCUUUCUAUAGCAACAUUAUUUUAUUUAUUCAUCUUUAUAUUUUCACUUUUAUUUGCUUAUUCUUUUAUAGAUUUAUUUUUGUAAUUUGGCACUCUCACUACACCAUAGAAUGACAGGAAUGCAACAAUAAAAGAUAAAUCUGUUAAAAAUAAAGAAAUGUGUAAAUAUAAAGAGAAAUACACAAAGUACAUCUGCUAUUUUAAAAAGGGACAUAAGUGUGUAAAUAUGAAGAGGAAUAAAUAAAACAAUAAAUUAAAAAUGUGGAAACAUAAAGGUAAAUUUUGUCUUUGCUUUUCCCUUUUCCUUUUGAUUUUUCAGUUUUUUGUUUUUUCAGGUAUUGACUACUCACCCUGGACAGGAAGUCCCGCCUAAAGUCAAUUCAUUGACAGCUCAGUCCAUCAAGUGAAAGCAAUGACAAAAAGAAAAUAGUAGUAACAAAAGGAAAAGCAAUGACAAAAUCGAAAAAAGCAAAGGGAAAAGGGAAAAGCAAAGACAAAAUUUACCUUUAUAUUUCCAUUCCUCUUUAUAUUUACACAUUUAUUUCCUUAUUUUUUUAUUUUACAGAUUUAUUUAUUUUUAUUUGUUCUUUCAUUUACUCCUCUUUAUAUUUUCACAUUUACUUCCAUAUUUAUUUUAACAGAGUUAUCUUUUAUUAUGGCACUCCUGUGAUUCCAUACCCUGGUAGCAUAUGUCCUUUAAAGCAAUUCUUUGACAGAUAAGAAGGAUACGCCUUUGUAACUUUUGUAGCUAUAAGGCCAUAAUGUAAUUACAUUGAAACUAAAAGCCUACAAACAAAGUCACCAUUAGUCACUGUUAAUAUUGCACUGUAAUAGCAGUUGAACCCUAAAGUGAAUGAGCAAAUGAAUCCAAUGUCAUAAACAGAAAAUUCAACCGCACCACAUUUACUGGGAGUCAGGAUCGCUGCUGGACUGGAUGUUACCCAGCAGCACGUGCAGCUCAAGUGUUGUUCACAGGGAAUUCCUUAUCAGAGCUGAACACACUGACGCCAGUCAAUGAUCAGCAGUGACUCCCCUCCCAGCUUUAGCCCCAAACCCACACAUCUGAUUGACUGUUCAUUUUAAAGUAAUGCAGAUUUCCUUAAUUGUUGGAAACCAAAAAACAGUUAAUAUGUAAUUGUUGGACUUUUGAUGGGUUAAAUCUUGCAUGCAUUUUUAUGUUUUUUAUGUUUAUUAUGAUCAUGUCUUUACAAAUUCCAUAAUUAUUUGUUAUAGAAUCAAUCACUUAUUAAUAAAAUAUGACUAGAUAUCACUAAAAGUCAACUAAAUAACUGUCCGAAUUUAAUAACAACCACCUUUUAUUUAGCUAAACAAUAAUAAAAUGAACUUAUUAAAAAAUGGUUUUGAUUUUGUUAUUUUUAUUAAGUUGAGAUAAUCAUGACAAAUAUUUAUUUUUUGGCAAUAUAUCAAAUGUUAUGUGGAAAAUAACAAAUUGUAUCACUUUUCACUAAGUUACCUGUUACAAAAACACCUGUCAAGGAAGUGUGUUAAUUCCAGAUCACAUGAAACUUUUUAACAUGAUUGAAGAUAUCAAACUCAUGGACAACCCCUAACCCAUUGGACUUUCAUGCGGACAGACUCCUUUUAUUUUGUUAUUUUUAUUUUUAUUUACUCUUUUUCUUUCUAUCUUGUACGUCUUUUUGUUACUCUUCGUUACUUUUUGUACGACUGUUGAUGCUGUUUUGUUUCAAUUAAAAAAAAAAAAUCCAGAUCACAUGACCUGCUCCACAUGAUGUCAUUUCCUCCUGAACAAAAGACUGGUAAGACUCCCAAGACUUUUUGAGUUAUUUAAUAUAAAGUGUUGUGUGAGUAAAUUUUACUCAAUUGUACAUAUAAUAUUUUAGAAUCUUUGUGUACAAAUGCCAUGUGGUGUUUGGUUAUUGGCAGCCAUGUUGAUUUUAGUCCUGGAAACAACAAAAAUGUCAACUAUGAUACAAAAAGUCCCACAAUUUCAAUUCAAUUCAAUUCAAUUUUAUUUAUAUAGCGUCAAUUACAGUCAAAUUGUCUCAAGACGCUUUACAGAACCUGUAUGCCUGACCCCCAGAGCAAGCCCAAAGGCGACAGUGGCAAGGAAAACACCCUUUUAACAGGGAAAAAACCUCGAGCAGAACCCGGCUCUAUAUAGGGGGGACCCAUCUGCCUGCUGGCCGGGCGGUUUACCUGUUAUUUACCUGUUAACAGAGCUUUAUUACUGACGUUACUAGAUGACUGAUCCACAACCUGCUGCACGGUAUUUUAAAUAGAUUUGAAUGACAGCCACUAUAUAAACUAUUCCUGUGGGACUGUUCUGGAAGUCACAUGAUAUUUAGUUUAAUCUCAUAUUUACAUCUUUAUGGCGGUGACAGUCAGUGAGAUGCUCAGCUGUGUCUCCUCUGUUACAUAAGCAGAGACCAAAGUCUGGACAUUAGUUCAUUACAGCGCUCAGUGACCCUGACGACCUGCAGAAAGGUGUUUAUGUAAGUCUUUAUUAAUCAAACAACAUACAGACCUGUUGUUAGAAUCAAGUUAGAUGUAUUUAAGCGACAUACUGGCAGCUAUUGUUCAUAUGCUUUUUUCCAUUAGUCACAACAGUGUACUGUCAUAUCAGCCAGUAAGAGAUCGACCCUGCCAGUGACCAGGCUGAUAUUCAUCUCCCUGAUCAGUUCCUCUUUCACUGCAAGUCCAAAGUCAAAGUGCCAUAAAAGCCUCCGUCAGUCAUAGUCGUCAGAGGAGUGUUUUCUCCUUCCUCAUACUGAGAAAGAUUCUAGAAGACGUCAAGACGGCACGGAGGUAUAAAUGAAGAUCGCUGAUAAAAGGAUUAUUAGUUAGAUCUUUUUUCAUGAACAUUACAUUAAAUAGUUUGUUGGGUGGUCUUACAGCAAAGUGACAACCGAGAUUUCUUGGUACCUGCAACUCAACAUAUGGAUUUUUAUUUUGUUUAGGUAGAAGGAAAAAGCAAAUCGGUGAUGCUGAAAAAGGUAAGGCUGAAAAAAUCACUUAAUUCUGGCUGUGGAGUUGUGAGAACAUUUGUUUUGUUGUUGAGAAUGUCACCUGUCAGUAAGCACCACUGUUUAUCAAUCAGUUCCUGGAACUAGUCUUAUCAUUCCUGGUAGUCAGUACUGUGAACUGAAAUAGAGUGCUAAUAAAACUUCAUGUCAAUGGAUUCAUGAAUGUAUUUGUUGUGUAUCUUCAGGCGGAAUGGGUUUGGGUGGACUCGGACAUCGGGGUCCCCAUCGGAGCCAGGGUCAAAGAAACACCGUCAGGUCAGCGCUUCCUGGUGGACGAUGAGGGGAAGGAGCAGAAGCUGUCCCUUCAGCAGGAAGCCUCCCUCCGGAUCAUGCACCCCACAUCGGUGGAGGGGGUGGACGACAUGAUCAAACUCGGGGACAUGACCGAGGCCGGACUCCUCAGAAACCUGCUGCUCAGACACAAAAAAGGCCUCAUCUAUACCUACACGGGCUCAGUGCUGGUGGCAGUGAAUCCAUACAAGGAUUAUCCAAUAUAUUCAAAUGACCAGGUGAGGUUAUACCAAGGUCGGAAGCUUGGGGAGCUUCCUCCACACAUCUUCGCCAUCGCAGAAUCCUGCUACUUCAACAUGACUCGUAAUCUCAGAAACCAGUGCUGCAUCAUCAGUGGGGAGUCUGGAGCAGGGAAGACAGAGAGCAGUAAACUAAUCCUGCAGUACUUGGCAGCAGUCAGUGGUGAACUCUCUGAGCAGCAUAUUGAAAAGCAAAUUCUGGAGUCCAACCCAAUUCUUGAAGCUUUUGGAAAUGCAAAAACCAUCCGCAAUGACAACUCCAGUCGCUUUGGGAAGUACCUGGAGAUCUUCUUCAACAAGGAUGGAGUGAUUGAAGGUGCUCGCGUGGAGCAAUAUCUUCUGGAGAAGUCUCGCGUCUGCCAUCAGGCUCUGGAGGAGCGAAACUACCACAUCUUCUACUGCAUGCUGGCAGGAAUCACAGCAGAGGAGAAGAAAAAUCUGAGCCUCGGAAACGCCAAGGAAUAUAAAUUCCUUACUAAGGGUGACUGCAUUCUGUGUGAAGGCAGGGACGAUGCUAAAGACUACGACCGCAUUCGUUCUGCUCUGAAAGUCCUGACUUUCUCAGAAAACCAGCAUCAGAAAAUCCUCAGGCUGCUCGCAGCCAUCUUACAUCUGGGAAACGUGUCCUUUGAGGCCACCACUGAGAAUAACCUGGAAACCAGUGACGUUAGCAAAUCCAAACAUUUCAGUGUUGCAGCGUCUCUACUGGAGGUCCCAAAAUCUUCUCUGGCGGCGAGUUUGACCCAUCGCUCCUUUAUGACCAACAAGGAAAGAGUGACUAAACCCCUGAACUCCGAGCAGGCAUCUGACUGCAGAGACGCCUUGGUCAAGGCAAUCUACAAUAAGCUUUUCAUGUGGAUCUCUACGAAAGUCAACGGUGUCAUCUAUAAGAAGCUGACCAAAAACCCCAAAAAGUCCUACCUGUCCAUUGGCCUGCUUGAUAUCUUUGGCUUUGAGAACUUUGAAAUAAACAGUUUUGAGCAGCUUUGCAUUAAUUUUGCUAAUGAGAAGCUGCAGCAGUUCUUCGUGAGCCACAUCUUCAAGCUGGAGCAGGAGGAGUACCUGAAAGAGGGCAUUGUGUGGAAUAACAUCAAGUUCAGCGACAAUCAGAACAUCCUUGACCUUCUGGCUGGGAAACCCUGCAACCUGCUGGCUCUGAUUGACGAAGAGAGCCAUUUUCCAAAGGGUUCAGAUUCCACUCUGCUCCAAAAGGUGAACGUGCAACACAAAGGAAGCAAGGUCUACAUUCCCUCAAAGACUGAACACGACACAGAUUUUGGGAUUCGCCACUUUGCAGGCGCAGUUCACUACGACUGCAAUGGGUUCCUGGAAAAAAACAGAGAUGCUGUCAGUGAUGACAUCAUCAAGAUGGUGGAGAUGUCCACCAAUGAGCUGCUGCAUCAGAUAUUCGAGAACGAACUCUCAAACGGUGUGCCAAAAAUGGCUAACAACAAGAAGAUCAUCAUGACACCCAAGAGCUCUUACCGGACAAAGACUGACAAACGUAAACAAAUGCCGACACUGAGCGGUCAGUUCCGUCAGUCUCUGGACUCCCUCAUGAAGGCUCUGUCUGCCUGCCAGCCUUACUUCAUCCGCUGCUUCAAACCCAACAACGACAAGCAGUCUGAGCUGUUUGACAGGGAGCUGUGCAUGCGUCAGCUCCGAUACUCCGGCAUGAUGGAUACCGUCCGUAUCCGUAAACUGGGAUAUCCAGUUCAACACACCUUUAAGGACUUCCUGAGUCGCUACCGGGUGCUGCUGAACACAACCAUCUGUAACCCCAAAACUAAAACAGCUGCGGCCUGUUGUGAAGCCAUCUGCAAGGCGGCGAUUACAGGAGAGGACAAGUGGAAAAUAGGCAGAAAUAAAAUUUUCCUGAAGGACUCCCAUGAUGCUGUCCUGGAGCGGCUGAGGGAAACGGAGCUCAGCAGGGUUGCCACGGUGAUCCAGAGGGUCAUGAUGAUGCGCAAAGACAGAGAGUCUUUCCUGAGGAAGCGGAGGGCGGCUGUGGUGUUACAGAAGCACUGGAGGGGUUACAGAGUGCGGCAAGUGCAAAGAAAGGUUAAGCGUGGCUUUGACCGUCUGACAUCAAUGAUCCGAAGUCGGCAGCUUCAGUUACAGUACCAGAGACAGCGAGCAGCAGCGCUCACCAUCCAGACCCAGGUACGAGGUUACCAGGCAAGAAAGGUAUUUAAGGAGAAGAGGGAGGCCCUCCAUUUACACCUAAAGGAGGAGGAGGAGGACAUUGCCUCGGAGCUUCAACGGGAACUGGAAGAUAUCGCCGACUCACAGAGGAGUCAGGAGGAAUCGGAGUCCUCAUCUGAAAGUGAUUCGUCCUCUGGACACGAUUCAGAGGAUGGCACACGUCCUUUACAGCUCUCACCUCCUGUAAUAGUGGUGGAACCUGUAUCUGAAGAAGAGAACAUGUCAGGGCAGGAAGAGGAAACCUCUUUUGACACCUCAGAGCUGCUGGAAGCCAUUUCUCAAGCCUCAGCGACGCCCAGCCCUUCACUGAACGAGGACGAGGAUGAGGAUGAGGAUGAAGACGAGUUUGAUGAUGAAAGUGACGAGUUUUCAUUCUACACGUUCAGCAUCCUUCACUUCCAGGACGCUAAUCACAAGCACAUCAACCAGAGACUCAAGAAGCCCCUCCUGAGACACGAUGAUGAGUCUGAUGAACUGGCGUGUCUCACUAUAUGGUGGAUUAUUCUGCGUUUCAUGGAGGACAUACUAGAGCCAAAAUCAACAGACGCGAUAUCUCAGGCAUCGGGCACCAUGAGCCAUCUGGCGCCUCAGAAGCAGGGCAGGAGGCUGAGCAGCCUGGUGGGACUGGACCAGAAAAUACUGAGAAGAAACAAGAAAAAGUUUGAAAGUGGAAACAGAAAACCCUCAACAAUUUUCGAGGAGCCAGAUAACCUGACAGAAGACGAGGACGUUAUGAUCGGGGAGGGUCCGACGCUGCAUCGACAGCUAACCCAACUAGAAAAACUCCACAUUAUCGUUGGAUAUGCUAUGUCGAGACCAGGCAUUCGGGAUGAGAUCUACUGCCAGAUCUGUAAGCAGCUAGUGAACAAUCGCAACAGAAGGAGUCGUUGGCUCGGAUGGACUCUCCUCUCCGUCUGUCUUGGGAUCUUCCCUCCGACAAACCUGUUCUUGAAGUGUUUGGAGAAGUUUAUCAGCAAAGGGCCGAGGGCUUACAGAGAGUACUGUUCUAAUCGCCUACAGCGUAUCGUAGCCAAUGGAGAAAGGAAGGAGUUACCAUGCUGGGUAGAACUACAGGCUGCCAAGACCAAGGCGCCCAUAGAUGCGUCUGUGACUCUAAUGGAUGGUCAUAGUAUCGAUUUACCUCUGGACUCAGCCUCCACCUCCUUUGAAGUCUGCCAAGCUGUGGCCAAACAGAUUGGUCUCAAAGACACCUACGGAUUCUCCCUGUAUAUCAGCCUCUAUGAGAAGAUGUGGUCUCUGAACAGCCAUGAGAGGCAUGUGUUGGAUGCAGUUUCUCAGUGCGAGCAGGAGAUGAGGAGGCAGAACAGAGAGGAGAGGGACGCCCCCUGGAGGCUCUCCAUCCGCAAGGAAAUAUUCGCUCCGUGGCACGACUGCUUCCUGGACCCAGUCAGCACAGAUCUAAUCUACAAGCAGGUUAUCAAGGGACUCAAGAAUGGAGACUACAUCAGUGACAAGGAGGAUGAAUGCAUCCAGCUGGCAGCGAUGCAUUAUUACAUCCAGUUUGGCUCAGAAUACGCCAGAGACAAGGUCCAGAGUGUGGUGGAGGAGUGCAUCCCCACCCACCUGAUUGAGAACAAAUCUAUGACAACAUGGAUCCAACUCAUCAGCUCACCGCUCCUACAGGGGCCUUAUGCCAGGGAGACACAGGGAAGAGACAGAGUGAAAGGACAACUGGUGGAAAUGGCCCGACAGAAAUGGACGCUCGACUUCUCCAAGUUUUUUGAAGUUACAGUGAUGUCUGGACCUCCUUUGCCCAGAAGCAGGUUUGUUGUUGCCGUAAACUGGAGUGACAUCUUAUUCAUGGAGAGAAGAGAUAAGAGGCUCCGUGAGAUUCCUUACCUAGAGGUAAAGAAGGUCUCCAUGAUGAGUGAGAACUAUGUCGGCGCCCAGUAUAUGACUCUGACCACAUCCAGAGGAGAGUUUGUCCUGAGAUCUGGGGAAGCAAGAAACAUGGCAGCAGUGAUGGAGGAAAAUGUGGAAGGGUUGAGACAGCGUUCAGUGUAUGCACUGGCCCAGGAAGCCAUUAAAACAGAUGACCCCAUGUUCCUGGUUUGUAAACGGGGUGACCUGCUGCUGGUAGAGAAAGAUGAAUCGUCACAUGAGAGGGAUUGGAUCAGAGCUCGCAACGAGCGGACCGGUGACAGUGGUGCAAUCUAUAAGAGAAUGAUACAGUAUCUGCCGACUCUUACCAAGCCCACAGAUGAAAUGCUGGAACUGCUCAAUCUGAGCCAGAGGAAACCUUUGGCCCCUGUAAAUACACCUCUGGAGGAAGAAAUAGUGGCUCCUGUUUCUUUGAAAGAGUUUGCAUUUGAGUACUUCAGAUCUACAGGUAAAGAUGCUGGUCGUAUGAAGGGGAACAGCAAGGAGAAACUGUGGGUGUCUUCCAGAGAACCUCUCAAACAGCCGCUGCUGAAGAGUCUGGCCCGUAAAUCAGACCUCACCCACAUGGCCUGCAAUGCCUUCACUGCUAUCAUGAAGUACAUGGGCGACUACCCCAUCAAACAGAUGCGCAGCCCGAUGGAGCUGACUGACCUGAUCUUUGGUCCAGCCACACAGCACCAAGAGCUGCAGGAUGAGAUCUACUGCCAGAUUAUGAAGCAGAUGACCAGCAACAACAACAGGCUGAGCAUGGAGCGUGGGUGGCAGCUGCUGUGGAUGUGCGCGGGUUUGUUUCCACCCAGUGAGAAUUUGAUGGGACACGCUCAGCGUUUUGUGGAAUCACGACGGAGAGACCCACUGGCUGCCGGCUGCCUGCAGAGGCUGCUGGAGAUACACAGUAAGGAUCCCAGAAAGCUGCCACCCCACCUCGCAGAAGUAGAAGCCAUCCAACAGAACGUCAUGAAGAUCUUCCAUAAAAUCCACUUUCCAAAUGAAAGGAGUGACAUAUUUGAGGUGGCAUCGACAAUCACAAUCAAAGAGCUGUGCUACAGCAUCGCCACUAACCUAAAACUGAGCUCAGCCGAGGGAUAUGGCCUUUACCUGAAAACGCCGAUCAAGAUGAUGAGCCUGGAUGAAAACAGAUAUUUCUUUGACUGUCUAAGGGAGGUGACCAGCGUCCCCAGAAAAGGGAAAAAAGUGAAAGAAGGCUCUCCAACAAACAUAUCGACAAAGGUGAUCUUCAAGAGGAAGCUCUGGUUCAAUGUGAGCCCCGGGAAGGACAUCAUCGCAGAUAUCAGUUUCCAUUUCCCGCAGGAGGUGCCCAAGUACCUGCAUGGUUUCCACAACUGCUCCAAAGAGGACAUGAUCACCCUUGGCGGGCUGCUGUUCAGAGCCCAAGUAGACUCAGACAGGUCGCAGUUUGUCAUGAUUCCCAGGAUGCUGAAGGCCCUUGUUCCUGCUGACCAGCUAAAGAUCAUGCUUCCUGAAGAAUGGAAGAAGCACAUCGUCUCCUCGUACAACAAGCAGAGUGGCAUGACGGUGCAAGAGGCCAAAAUUAACUUCUUGAGAACUGUUUCCAGUUGGCCAACGUUUGGCUGUGACUUCUAUGAAGUUAAACAAACAUGUGAACGUAGCUACCCGAAUCCACUUUGGAUUGGCAUCAACAAGCAAGGUGUCGGCUUAAUAGACCCAGCAUCAAAGGAGCAGCUGGUCAUGUACCAGUUUAACCGCAUCGCUGACUACUACAGCAAGGGCAACUCCUUCACCAUGGCCAUCAGCAGCUUCGUGAGGGGAAACAACUUCGUCUGUGAAACCUCACAGGCGGACCAAAUGGAGGACCUUAUCAGAUCGUACGUCAGCAUGUAUGAGAGGCAGAAACAGGCCUUUCGACCGAGGAACUCAGUCAGUCCAGCUAUAUUUAUGUAGCACUUCUCAUACAACUAAAAUGCAACACAAAGUGCUUUACAACAGUUAAAAACAGUACAAAAAAAACAGAAUAGAAAACCCAUCCUUCUUUACAUUAAAUGUAUUUGUCUGCUUCAAAUUUCAUACAGUGUUUUGACUUGUUGUUGAUGUCAGUUCUUCUUAACAUUCACCGCUGUAAGACCUAUUGCAUUUCACAAACCUCUACUGAAAUUCACACAAACAUGCUGGUUUAAAACCUCCCCCGUCUUACUUAAGGUAAUUUUUCUGAAACAGUGAUUUAGCAGUAGCUGUUCUCCUUCAUGUGCUCGAUUACUUCUGAUUUUACUCAUGAUGAUCACACAUUUCAAAUCUCCUCGGUCUUACAAUCAGUCACCAGCAGUCUUUGCUGUGUUUUCAAGACAUAUAUGCAUAAAUCUACGUUUAAAUUUCCACUUCAUCAUCACAUACAACUUUUUUCUUUCUUCCUCCGGCAAUACACCCAGGCUCCAACAAUCCCAUUUAUGAUUUUAUCUGGAGACAUUAAACGUGCUACUUAUUACACUUUAAAUGUUCUGCUGUACCCAAUUACCCAGCCUUCUUAUGUGCUUUGUUACUGGUAAUUAUCUUCAUCGUUGAGGGGUUUUAUUUCAUUUUAUUUUUGUUCUAUUUUAAUUGUCUGAUUCUGUGUGCCUCAGUCUUGGAAUGCCAUAAUCCUGUUAGGACAAUGUAAAGCGCUGUGUAGCUUUGUAUUUGAAAGUGCUGUACAAAAAACAUUUAUUGUUAUUUAUUUUACAGGAGUUUAUGAUACAGUAUAACGAUGACCUAAAAUAGACCAGAUCACUGUUGACAAAAAAAAAUCACUGAAACUGAUCAAAUGCAUGGUUUUACCUGACAGUGAAAUUCUGUAUAAAAACAUAUUUAGCCGUCAAUUGCGAAAAAAAAUAUUUGUCUAGCUUCAAUCAGCUCCACAGCUACAUUUGUGAUUUACAUUUCUUAUACAUUUUACACUUAGAGAGUGUGCCGUAAAGAACAAUUACAACUCAUACCUUAUAUUUAUGAUGUAUUUACAGUGAAGACCUAUUGUGUUUUCCACCAUAUUGUCCUUAAUGGUUCUUUUUAAAACAGUGUAUGAACAGCCUCAGUGCAAUUACUGUCUGGUGUAUAUGUUGCACAUUCGUUACUAAAAUGCAAUCAUUUGUAAAAUAAAUAAUGCUCUUUGACUGACCUGUAUUGAUGUUGAGACAGAAUCAGAUGAGGCUUUGUACUGUCACUGAGUUUCACUCUUUAAUUGAAAUGGCAGUAAUAUGAGCGGAUGUGCAUUUUCAUUUCAUACACAAAGUGGUAAUAAAAUCAUAUAUUUACCUUUAUAA
Messenger RNA from Acanthochromis polyacanthus (spiny chromis), 12604 nucleotides. RefSeq names its product unconventional myosin-VIIb-like. The record is from RefSeq and is a predicted model, not a curated record. The coding region runs from base 4854 to 11255 and encodes 2133 amino acids. Gene Ontology annotation, molecular function: cytoskeletal motor activity; ATP binding; protein binding. The transcript is spliced from 47 exons. Gene Ontology annotation, cellular component: cytoskeleton; myosin complex. Lineage: Eukaryota; Metazoa; Chordata; Actinopteri; Pomacentridae.